AACUAGAAAUGGAAAUGGCAGGGGAAAGGAAGCAGAAAUCCGAAAGAUGGGCAGAUUUUAGUACUGAGGUAAAGAAGGUUAGUGUAAUCGCGGUACCAAUGGUGGUGGUAGCAGUGUUGCAGUAUAUGAUGCAAAUGGUAGCGGUCGUGAUGGUUGGCCAUGUUGAUCAACUAUCUUUGUCUAGUGUCGCCAUUGCAACCUCCCUCACCAAUGUCACUGGUUUCAGCCUUCUUUCAGGACUUGUGGGAGGCUUGGAGACCCUUUGUGGGCAAGCAUUUGGAGCCAAGCAACAUGACAAAAUUGGAAUCUACACUUGCAGUGCAAUUAUCUCAUUGCUAUUGGUCUGUAUCCCAGUUUCUAUCUCCUGGAUUUUUCUAGACAAAUUUCUAAUCUUAAUAGGCCAAGAUCCAAUGAUCUCACUUGAAGCCCGAAAAUAUUCUGUUUAUCUCAUUCCAGCUCUGUUUGGAGGGGCAAUAACUAAGCCUCUGGUGAGAUCACUUCAAUCCCAGAGCUUGACUAUGCCGUUGCUAUUGAGCUCUAUGCUUGUUUUAUGUUUCCAUGUCCCUCUUUGUUGGGCAUUCGUGUUCAAGUUUAAGAUGGGAAGCGUCGGUGCUGCAAUAGCGUUUAGUUUGUCAAACUGGUUUUACCUGCUACUGAUGGUGGCUUAUGUUAGAUUCUCGACAAUGUGUGAGGAUACCCGUGUGACUAUCUCCAUUGAAGCACUGUUUGUCAUCAAAGAAUUCUUUCAGUUUGCAGUCCCGUCAGCUGUAAUGGUUUGUCUCAAAUGGUGGGCACUAGAAGUACUUAUCUUGGUCUCAGGAUUAUUACCAAAUCCAAAGCUUGAAACCUCAGUUCUUUCGAUAUGCCUAACUAUCUCAACGUUACACUUCACCAUACAAUAUGGCUUUGGAGCAGCUGCAAGCACCCGAGUUUCAAAUGAAUUAGGUGCUGGGAACCCAAAAGCAGCCCGGCUAGCCGUUUACACCACUAUUUUUCUAGCCAUCACCGAAGCCAUAAUAGUUAGCGCAGCAGUUUUCAGUUGUCGCAGUUUUCUUGGAAACGCUUACAGCAACGAAAUGGCAGUUGUGAAUUAUGUUGCAUCAAUGGCUCCUUUUAUAUCCCUCUCUCUCAUUACAGAUAGCCUACAAGCAGUGAUUUCAGGAAUCGCUAGGGGAAGUGGAUGGCAACAUAUUGGAGCUUAUGUGAAUCUUGUAGCGUUUUACGUAUUUGGGAUCCCAGUAGCCGUUGUAUUGGGGUUCCCUUUACAUUUGAAAGCAAAGGGACUUUGGAUUGGGAUUAUGGUAGGAUCCAUAAUCCAGUCAACGAGUCUGUCACUGAUAACAGGAGUCACUGACUGGCAAAAACAGGCAAUGAAGGCUAAAGAGCGAAUUUCAAAAAUUACAUUGCUAGUAUAUAACAAUAACAAAGGCAAUGAUGUAGACAUUAGGGAAUAUGAAUGUGCAUAG
Erigeron canadensis is the source of this 1466-nucleotide messenger RNA. RefSeq names its product protein DETOXIFICATION 14-like. NCBI's taxonomy places the organism in Eukaryota, Viridiplantae, Streptophyta, Magnoliopsida, Asterales, Asteraceae. The transcript has 7 exons. Gene Ontology annotation, biological process: xenobiotic detoxification by transmembrane export across the plasma membrane. Gene Ontology annotation, cellular component: membrane. Gene Ontology annotation, molecular function: antiporter activity; xenobiotic transmembrane transporter activity. The coding region runs from base 9 to 1466 and encodes 485 amino acids. The record is from RefSeq and is a predicted model, not a curated record.